UGACGUAGAACGUCAUGGUAACAAAGUUGGGCAUGUUUUGUCAAAGAGGGCCGCUUUCAGAUGGUGGCGUGCGCUCGGCGGGACUGGUUCCUCCACGGAAGUUGAUAAAGUGGACAGCCGGCCCACUUCCGGUCGAUAUCGGCCCUUUACUGCCGGGCCAGACAGAUCGUCCAUCUCUGUAAUGCAGCCGGUCAGUCCUUUCCAGUACCAGAAGUUACUCGCUCUUGGUUUCCGGCCCAGUACCCUUUUGCUGGACUCGGACCGCGUGUAUGACGCCGCCAGCCACCGCACGUGUAGUACGCAUGCGCCGCGAUCCCAAAAGGAGAGCCCACAGAAACCGGACGCACAAAGCGGGACCGCGGCGCGGGGCGCUGUUGAUGCACAGAUUGACGCGGCAACGCCGGACGAUCUAGAUUGCCCGGACGCCAAUGUCAUGCGCAGUGAAAGCAUCGACCGGAUUGCCCUAAGUCUUCACAUGCGCAGUGACAACAUCGACCGCAUCGCCCCAAGUCUUCACAUGCGCAGUGACAACAUUGACCGGAUCGCCCGAAGUCUGCACAUGCACAGUGACACACCACCCAGUCGUCCAAACGCCGCAGUUUUCAGUUUCUGGAACAACGAAAACGUGACUCACUCGUACAAGGUGCCUGAACCACGUGACCUUUUCGGCUAUGUGUGGGACAUUCGGAUGUAAACAAAACGUCGCCUCAGAAUGCCGUUUGUUUGCGAACAGUGUGGCAGAGAGGUCAAAACACGCGCGGGAUAUCCUAACACAAAGCCACCCACGCACGAACAGGAAAAUAGUUCCGUUGGGCAAACUUUUUCUUGUUUGUUUCUAUAAAAUUGAUUGCAACAAAAUGUUGAAUUUUCAGUGAAUUGUUACUGCCAACUAAUGUACUUGUUUAAUACACAAAAUCGUAAGGAUUGUUUGUGCCAGAUGUCAUGUGAAUAUUAUUGCUACAAAAAAUGUUAGUUGUGUGUUUUUUAACAGGAAUGUGUAGGCAUUUUUGACUGUAACGAUAGUUAUUAAAUAAGCAUAAAGAGAUCAUACAGCAUUUUUAAUCAAAAAGACACUAGGAUCAAUAACAUUUUUUUUCCUGGAAAAUCAUGUAUUUGUAUCUAAAUCCUAUUGAGCUAUCUGAUAUAUCACGCAUGCUAUUUUUUUAAGUUUAACAGUUAUUUUCAUUUGUAUUUUGUUCUUUUCAGGGAGAUAAAAGUAUUUUUGGAAGCACCUUCAAGAGACGUUCUGAUAUCUUGAUCAAUGAAAAGUUGUCACAUACAAACAUGUAUAGUAAAUGUUCCAAAGUUUAAAUGACUGUUUGUUUUAUUACCAGAUGGUGCAAUUAUUGCAGGGAAAGAAAACAAUCAAAGUAAACAUUACAUAAAAAAUUGACAUUUCAACAAAUUGAACAACAUUAUAUGAUUUAAUGUUUAUUACUUGGUGCAGUGGUAACAAGAUCUUGCAGCGCCCUUUCUUGACCGGGGCGCAUGAGUAUUUUCAUUAAACAUCUCAAACUAUUUUCAGUUAUUCAGAUUUCAUUAGAAUUUGAGUGAAUGAAGUAUUGAUGCAAUUCAAUAUGUUUGUUGGUAUAAUAACCCCCACAAGUCAAGACGUUUUGGCGAUGAUCAUUUGUUAUGACUUAAUUGGAGCAUACAUAUGUUUGAAUAGCAAGAUUUUCAAAUUCAUAAAUUGACUGAUUACAAUUUCUUUGUGAAUACUUAUGUACUUCUUUAUGUAUUUGGUGCUUUAAUUUCUAUUGUUACAUGUGCAUGCUAGUUAUAAAGUAAUGUUAUUAUUAA
Dreissena polymorpha is the source of this 1800-nucleotide messenger RNA. RefSeq lists its product as uncharacterized. The record is from RefSeq and is a predicted model, not a curated record. NCBI's taxonomy places the organism in Eukaryota, Metazoa, Mollusca, Bivalvia, Myida, Dreissenidae. The transcript is spliced from 5 exons. Bases 182 to 694 code for a protein of 170 amino acids.